GAGGACAGAGAGAGAGAGAGAGAGAGAGAGAGACAGUGGGAACUGAUUGAGGACAGAGAGAGAGAGAAUGCAAAACAAGACUGAGUUAUGAAUGUGGGAUUUUUUCAGAACAAAACUAGGCAGAGAGUGUCAGGCAUUUACAGGGCAGAGGUGGCAAGGUGGGUGGGGUGGCCGGUGAGUACACAUUAUCUGCUGGUACAGACAGCACUGGGGAUUACAGGCUUUGAGUUGCCUGCUCAGUGCUCACAAGAACUCCCAGUGUGAUAGCUACCCGUGCUAGCCCAGUAAUCAAGUAACAGGUUACGGUAAAUUGGCCAAGAUGCCUUUUGUAGAAACCCUGGCGAAUGUGGCUCUGCGGGUGCCCAGUGUCAUGCUGCUGGACCUGCUUUACAAAUGGGACGUUGGUCACUUUGCUGAACAGAUCCGAGCCAGGAAUGAGGAAAUGCACAUCAAAUAUAAGUAUGUUUUGUGGAAUGCAUACUAUUUGGGUCAUCUUCUCAGUGUGUUUGUGCUUGUGUUGCCCCUCCAGCAUUUGGUGAAGCUGUACCUGUAUUUACUGACUGCCUCAUUGCUGUACUUGGGACACCAGACCUGCAGGAGCUACAUUCUCAAAGAACUUGAAUCUGGGUACGACGGAGCAGUGUAUUUUGACUUAGUGGCACUUCAGCGUUUUGUAAGUGCUCUAACAGCUCAACUCCUGGUCUUGUCUCUCAGCUCUUUCUUCAUGAGGCCCAAGCCAUUCUGGUUGUUCUCCGCUCACUUGGUCCCUUUGCUCGCCAGGCUCUUUUUGGUGCCCCUCACUGCCCUCCUCAUCCUCAACAAGUUGGCCAUCAUCUUCACCAGCCUUGAGGUGCUCUACUUCCUGUUGUGCAACAUGUUUGUGCCCUACAACCUGGCCAAGUCCGCCUACCGGGAGAUUGUGCAGGAGAGUGAGCUGUAUGGAGUGCUGGGCCUAGGCAUGAUGCUGUGGAACCAGUUUGCGGUGCCAGCCCUCCUCACCACAUUCUGGCUGGUCCUGUUUGUCACAGAGAUCUACUUCUACUUCAGUUCGCGCCGCCAGCAGGGGGCAUCACAGGAGGGGCUGGACUUCGCCUUCCUCACCAGCGUAGCUGGGUGCUGUGUCACUCCGUACUCUCUGGUGGGCCUGACAUUCACGGUCUCCCGUCUGUCGCUGGGCUUGCUCACUCUGUGCAAAUUUUACCUUCAGGGAUAUUCAGCUUUUGCGAAUGGCAACCUCAUGCACAGAGGUGUGACCGAAGGGGUGACCUUUCUGCUGCUGGCGCUACAGACUGACCUCAUAGACCUGCAUGUCCUGCAGCGUACCUUCCUGCUCAGCAUCAUCUUGUUCAUCAUAGUCGCCUCCAUCCUCCAAUCGAUGUUGGAGAUCACUGACCCCAUCGUGCUUGCCCUGGGAGCUUCCCGGAACAGGAGUUUGUGGAAGCAUUUCCGUGCCAUCAGCAUGUGUCUUUUCCUGUUGGUCUUUCCCAGUUUCAUGGCCUAUAGGAUUGCACAGUUUUUCAAGAUGGACUUCUGGCUAUUGAUCAUCAUCUCCAGCAGUGCGCUGACCUCUCUCCAGGUUACUGGGACUAUAUUCAUCUACGGGCUGUUUGUGACUGAGGACCUGAGGGGGGAACCCAUCGAGAACCUGGAGGACGUCAUCUACUACGUCAACAGCUCGUGCCGGGUCCUAGAGUUCCUUGUGGCAGUGUGCGUCGUGGCCUACGGCGUGAUGGAGUCCAUCUUCGGGGAAUGGAGCUGGAUGGGCGCCUCGGUCAUUGUCGUGCACUCUUACUUCAACGUCUGGCUGCGCGCCCGCGCUGGCUGGAACAGCUUUGUCCUCCGCAGAGAGGCCGCCCGGAAGAUCAGCUCUCUGCCCCGCGCCUCCCAACAACAGCUUGCUGACUACGCUGAUGUGUGUGCCAUCUGCUACCAGGGCAUGAGGGCUGCUGUUGUAACAGUUUGCGGACAUUAUUACCAUUCAUCGUGUCUCCGGCGCUGGCUGUAUGUCCAAAAAACAUGUCCCAUGUGCCAUCAAUUCAUAAAGCCAUCGCCCCCUCCAUCUGAACCUCCUCAGCAGACCGAGGAGGAGGGACAGAUUCAUGAUCAACAACCAGUCCUUCAGGGAGACAAUGAAGCCACUGGGACAGCAGUGCCUUUGGGAGGUGAUGAGGAACAAACCGAGACCUCAGACUUUGGGCCUAGCUCCAGCGGAGAUGGCGAACUGCAGUGUGAAGGUCAGGGAAAGGUCACAAGCCAGGUCGAAGAUGAGGAUUCUUACCAGAGGGCAGAACCUGAAAAGUCCCAGACUCCAAAGGGAGGCUGGCAUCUUGGAAUUCCAGAAUUGGAAGAAAACAACUCCGCGGACGGAAUGGACUUGGUUGAAAUAGAGAGAGAAAAUGAAAAGGAGAGCCCGGUCUGUGGGAAAGCUCCUUCCAAGGAACUAAGCCUCCUGCCUAGCGCAGGCGGAGAGAGUGAACAGGACACUCUGUGCAAUGAGUCAGCAAAUCGAGAUGUUAAACCUCUUCCAGACAAAGCAGGGGCGCCAGCAAACAGCAGGGAUUCUUCACCAAUCUCCACAAGGAACCAACCCUCAGGAAUAGAACUGACUUUGCCUGAUGAAGAAAGUUGACCUUGUUACGACUUGGCAAGACAGGAGAGAAUGAUAGGAUAUAAACUAUGUUCCUGUUAAAACAGAAUUGGUUUGUGUUGCCAUUCAGCUUGUCCACUCAACAUGUGUGUACAUAUAUGCAUAUAUAUCUAUAAAAAAUUGAACUCUGA
This is a messenger RNA of Chiloscyllium plagiosum (whitespotted bambooshark), 2778 nucleotides long. The record is from RefSeq and is a predicted model, not a curated record. NCBI's taxonomy places the organism in Eukaryota, Metazoa, Chordata, Chondrichthyes, Orectolobiformes, Hemiscylliidae.